AGCCCAUAAGCUGGGCAUGUAGUACGCAGCCCUCCUCCAGCAACUGGUUCCUGAUGUACAGUAGUGGCAACAGAACAUAGUGGUUAUAUUUCACUGGGAUGGGAAACAAGCCUUGACAGGUCUUAGUGGUCCCUCCUGGGACUGAUAGGUUGGGAAGCAGGAAGACCAAUGGCAGGUAAAGGCAGAGCCAACUCAUAGUUUUGUCUCCCAUCCUCCUCCCUGCCAGCUUAGAAAUACCAUUUCAGAGCUUUUGGGGUUUGUAGAAUCCUUAAUAAUGUGUCCUGCUGCUGCUGAAACCAGCUGGGUUCACUGACAGGGUUCCAAGCCUUCAAAGGACCACUGAAGAUGGUCAGAUGAGAAGAGAGUUAGCUUUACUCCUACAACAGGAGGGAAAGGUCUGAUGGCAGAAAUGCCCAUGUGGUAAGAAUGCGUGUCAGCUGGGGAGACUCAGGUCACAUCCGCACCUUAGAGUACAGCUAAACCACCCAAUAGUCUUGUUUCUUCCCCCUCCCCACAAAGAAUCUUGGGAACUAGUUUGUUACGAAGAGUCGGACACGACUAAACAACAGUUUGUUAAAGGUGCUGAGAGAGUUGUGACAAGGCUUCUAUGCCCCUCACAGGGCUACAAUUUUCAGAGUUCUGAACAUCCCUAACCAACUGCAGUUCUCAUGAGUCCUGGGGGAAGCCAUGAUGGUUAAAGCAGUGUCAUGGUGUUUUAAACGUGUGGUUGGUUCGAAUCCACUCAGCUACAAGGCUCAUUGACUGAUUUGGGACCAGCCACUCAUCUUAAGGCAACCUCACAAGGUUCUAUGGAUAAAAUGGAGAGCAGGGGGAGAAUACACACACACACCAUCAAAGUUACCAAAGGAAAUACUAUAAUAUAUAAGAAAGGGAAACAAAACAGGUGAAAGUUAAGUCUUCCCUGACACUGGCAGUCUAUCCUCAUAUCUCCUUCAUAUAUGGCAAAUCCCUACCCGUGUUUCCUUAUGGCGAUCUAGAUGGUGCGGUGGUGAUUAUAAAAGAGGCUGGUUCUUUCACCGCAAAGUGAAGUGAUUUUGACAACUUUCUAUGCAAGGGCAACCUGGGCCUCCCGCAAGAGGAACUUUUGGAGGUCAUUACCAAAUUAAUUGGGAGGUCUCUGCCAAAGCAUCCUUUAGUAAGAGCUCUACACACCAGGUGAGUGGGCACACCACCAAAGGCUUCUAGGGCAAGCCUUCCCUUUCAACCUCAAAAUAACUACUUUUGUUUUGUUUUGCACUGCUCCCUAUCUCAGUGCAGUUGCACUACUGGCCUCGGGGCCCCACCUGCUGGUGUUCAGAGACACCGCAGAGGAAAACUACGGCAAGCUUUUGCAAAUUUCAAUAUGGCCCCUGAUAGGUGGCAAGGGGGCUUCCAGAAGCAAGCCCUCUGGUGCAAACGCUGGCAAAACUGCAAGAAAACUUUCACACCAGUGUGCUCCCAUUUCUUUAUUUGGUUUAAUUCUGUCAUUUACCAUCCACAGGGGCAAUGGGAGCCAUAGUUCAGCAACAUCCAGAUUGGACACAGGUUCCUCAGCCGUCUGCAUUCAGUGGUAGAGCACCUGCCUUAAUAAUAAUGAUAUUAAUAGUGAUUAUGAUGAUAGUUUUAUUAUUUAUCUCCCACCCAUCUUGCUGGGUUGCCCCAGCCACUCUGGGCAGCUUCCAACACAUAUAAUAAAACAUCAAAAAUAAAAAACCUCCCGAUACAGGCCUGCCUUCAGGUGUCUUCUAAAAGUUGUAUUGUUGCAUGCAGAAGAUCACUGAUUCAAUCCCAAGUGGUGAUAGGUGCUGUUUGAGUGAGGCAGGGUACGGCUUAUGGCGGGGGGGGGGAGGAAAAGUGCCCCCAGGAUCACACAUUCUCAUUGCAUGACAGUAAUGUGAAGACCCUCCAGAAGUGGAUGAGGAUCAUGGGGGAGAGAUUGCUAGGGUGGAUGAGGCAAAUUGCUCUUCGCAGGAGCAGGGGUCCGCCUCAGAAAAAGAGGAAGGAAGGGGGAGGGAGACGAAGGAGGGAAGGAAGAAGACGGAGAGAAAGAGGGAAGAAGCUGCAGACCUGCAGAAAGAGGGAACGGUGCACAGAGGGGAGAUGAGAAGAGGAAUGUGACAGUGACAGAAAGAAAAGGUAGAGGGGGAACCAAGAAGGAAGAAAAUUGGACAUUCCGAGAAAAGGAGGUAUGAAAGAGCAAACAAGAUUUUAAAAGUCAAGGAGGGCAAAUUGGUGUCAAAGAAGGAAACCAAAGAAUCAGCUGGAGAGGAAGGGACCCUCGCAUAAGCUGAAGCAACAAGCAACAUAAAGAACAACAAGUAAUAAUAAUAAUAAUAAUAAUAAUAAUAAUAAUAAUUCUGGAGAAACUCGGAGAGGAGCCAUUGAAAUAUAGGAAGGCAAGGAACGAGUGCAUUGGGGCCGCUAGCAGACCCGGACAACACAGAGGAGAGAAGUCACGGAAUUUGAGACUUCAACUUGGCACCAUGUCCCAAGGAGGGUAUUUUGAGGGCAGUGAGCAGCGGCAAUACCAGGCCCUGGAGAUGCCCCCUGCCAGGCCCAGCGGCACAGACCUGGGGCCCCUCUGUGAGUCGGAGCUGGCCUCCUACAUUGGAGACGAGCAGCUGCUCUCGGAGCUGCUGCAAGGGGCUGGGCAGAGGGGGCCCAAGCCAAGCACCCCCUUCUCCAAUUUCUUCCCUGGGGAGCCCUACCCCUACUUGUCUUAUGGAGGGGAGCGCAAGGUCCUCGGUCCCUUCGACCCACGGCCGGUCGCUGUCAAGGAGGAGCCACGAGGAGGCGAAGCCGGUCGCGCAGGUGGCCGCCAUCCCUACAGCCCCAUGCACUUCUCGCCAGCCCACUGCGCCCAGGUGGCCCUCGCUCAGCCUGGCAUGCGGGCCGGACAAGCCCUGAGAGUCCUCAAGGGCCCCCCUUGCAGCCCGUCCCCGCCCUGCACCCCCAAGGGGAAGAAAUCGGUCAACAAAGACAGCCUGGAGUACCGGCUACGCCGCGAGCGCAACAACAUCGCCGUGCGCAAGAGCCGCGACAAGGCCAAGCGCCGGGUGCUGGAGACCCAGCAGCGGAUGGUGGAGCUCCUGGGCGAGAACGAGAGGCUGCGCAGCCGGGUGGAGCAGCUGGUACAGGAGACAGAGACCCUCCGUGACAUUUUCCGCCAGAUGCCUGAGGCUGCCGGGCUUAUCAAAGGGCUUGGGGGCUGCAGCUGA
This is a messenger RNA of Zootoca vivipara (common lizard), 3218 nucleotides long. RefSeq names its product CCAAT enhancer binding protein epsilon (gene CEBPE). NCBI's taxonomy places the organism in Eukaryota, Metazoa, Chordata, Lepidosauria, Squamata, Lacertidae. Gene Ontology annotation, biological process: DNA-templated transcription; myeloid cell differentiation; regulation of transcription by RNA polymerase II. Gene Ontology annotation, molecular function: DNA-binding transcription factor activity, RNA polymerase II-specific; RNA polymerase II cis-regulatory region sequence-specific DNA binding. The record is from RefSeq and is a predicted model, not a curated record.